Molecule: messenger RNA, 6267 nt
Organism: Cyphellophora attinorum
Lineage: Eukaryota; Fungi; Ascomycota; Eurotiomycetes; Chaetothyriales; Cyphellophoraceae
Product: Fatty acid synthase subunit beta
Exons: 2
Coding region: 1-6267 (2088 amino acids)
Biological process (GO): long-chain fatty acid biosynthetic process
Cellular component (GO): fatty acid synthase complex
Molecular function (GO): [acyl-carrier-protein] S-malonyltransferase activity; fatty acid synthase activity; [acyl-carrier-protein] S-acetyltransferase activity
Source: RefSeq, a predicted model, not a curated record
AUGUACUCCGGUGGUGCUACUGGCACUCACACCCCUCGAUCAUCCCAGAAUCUCCGUCCCCUCAUCCUAUCCCACGGCUCUCUCGAAUAUGCCUUCCUCAUUCCCACAGCUCUCCACUUCCCAGCAUCCCAGCUAAAGGAAGCUUUCACGACCUCUCUUCCAGAGCCGACUGAUGAGCUAGCUCAAGAUGACGAGCCCUCAUCCAACGCAGAGCUUGUGGCUCGGUAUAUUGGCUUCAUUGCAGCGGAGGUCGAGGAGGAUGACGAGGCAACGUCUUUUGCGGAGGUCCUCAAGGUUGCUCUAACAGAAUUCGAACGUGCUUUCAUGCACGCCAAUGAUGUCCACGCCUUAGCUGCCAGUUUGCCUGGAAUCACGGCGAAGAAGCUCAAGGUUGUGCAGUCAUACUACGCCGGCAGGUCUGCUAUUGCUAGGCCCAUCAAACCUCACGACUCCGCGCUCUUCCGAGCGGCCGACGACGAGGACGCGAGCAUCUACACAGUUUUCGGUGGUCAAGGCAACAUCGAGGAGUACUUUGAUGAGCUAAGAGAAGUUUACACCACAUACCCGUCGUUCACCAAAGAGCUGGUCGAGUCGUCUGCUGUGCUGCUGCAAUCGCUGGCAGCCGAGCCGAAGGCCGAUAAGUUCUACUCGAAAGGCCUGGACAUCAUGAGCUGGCUGCGCAACCCCGAUACCCAGCCAGAUACCGACUACCUGGUAUCUGCGCCAGUGAGUCUACCACUGAUUGGACUUGUGCAAUUGGCGCAUUAUCAGGUCACAUGUCGAGCGCUCGGCAAGACACCAGGAGAGAUCAAUGAGCGCUUCAGCGGCACCACUGGGCACUCGCAGGGUGUCGUGACCGCCGCUGCCGUGGCCACUGCAACUUCAUGGGAAAGCUUUGCAAAGGCUGCCAAGGACGCUAUCACCAUGCUCUUCUGGAUUGGCAUGCGCAGUCAACAGGCCUAUCCUCGCACCAGCAUCGCACCUUCCAUCUUGCAGGACUCAGUUGAGGCUGGCGAAGGCACACCCACGCCCAUGUUGAGUGUGCGCGACCUGUCGAGGAAGCAGCUCCAAGCUCAUAUCGAUGCGACCAACGAGCAUCUUCCAACAGACCGUCAUGUCAACAUCUCGCUGAUCAACAGCUCUCGCAAUUUUGUAAUUACCGGUGCUCCCAUUUCGCUGCACGGUCUCAACCUGCGCCUUCGCAAAGUCAAGGCUCCGACAGGCCUCGAUCAGAAUCGUGUACCGUUCACCGAGCGUAAGCAGCGAUUCGUCAACCGAUUUCUGCCAAUCACUGCUCCGUUCCAUAGCCCGCUCCUGAUUCAGGCUGAGAAACAGAUUCUUGAGGACCUUCAAAGCAUCAAAAUUCCUGCCUCUAGGCUCACAAUUCCUGUCUAUGACACCAACUCAGGUGAAGAUCUGCGAUCGCAGCAGUCCAAGGACGUGGUUCCUGAUUUAGUCCGCAUGAUCACCCAAGAUCCAGUUCACUGGGAGCAAGCCACUGUCUUCGAUGGCGCGACUCACAUUCUCGACUUUGGUCCUGGCGGCAUCUCUGGUCUUGGUGUUCUCACCAAGCGCAACAAGGAUGGCACUGGUGUUCAUGUCAUCUUGGCCGGUACCAUGGAUGGUACCAACACCGAGAUUGGCUACAAGCCAGAACUCUUCGAUCGUGAUGAGGAGCACGCUGUCAAAUAUGCCGUUGACUGGCUCAAGGCCCACGGGCCAAAGCUGGCUAAGACUUCUGGUGGUCAGACUUUUGUCGAUACCAAGAUGUCUCGCCUUCUCGGCACCCCUCCCCUGAUGGUCGCGGGUAUGACUCCUUGCACAGUGCCGUGGGACUUUGUUGCCGCAACCAUGAACGCAGGCUACCAGAUCGAGCUCGCCGGUGGUGGCUACUACAACGCCAAGAGCAUGACUGCUGCGCUCAACAAGAUUGAGAAGGCAAUUCCUCCUGGACGUGGUAUCAGUGUCAACUUGAUCUACGUCAACCCCCGUGCUAUGGCAUGGCAGAUUCCUCUGCUUGCUCAGCUGCGUGCUGAUGGUGUGCCCAUCGAAGGUCUGACUAUUGGUGCUGGUGUGCCUUCCAUCGAGGUUGCACAAGAGUACAUCGAUACUCUCGGGAUCAAGCAUAUCAGCUUCAAGCCAGGUUCCAUGGAUGCGAUCCAGCAAGUCAUCAACAUCGCCAAAGCCAACCCGACUUUCCCUGUCUGUCUGCAGUGGACUGGUGGGCGUGGUGGUGGUCAUCACUCUUUCGAGGAUUUCCAUCAGCCUAUCAUCCAAAUGUAUGGACGCAUCCGCAAGUGCGACAAUAUUGUCCUUGUUGCUGGUUCUGGCUUCGGUGGGUCUGAAGAUACAUAUCCCUACCUCACCGGAAAGUGGGCUCACAAGUUCGGCUAUGCGCCAAUGCCCUUCGAUGGCUGUCUAUUUGGCAGCAGAAUGAUGACGGCAAAGGAGGCGCACACCUCUCCCAACGCGAAACAAGCUAUUGUCGACGCUCCCGGUGCCGAAGACAGCGAAUGGGAGAAGUCAUACAAGACUCCUGUUGGCGGCGUCAUCACUGUUCGCUCUGAGAUGGGUGAGCCUAUUCACAAGCUCGCAACUCGUGGCGUUAUGCUCUGGUCGGAAAUGGACAACAAGAUCUUCAGCUUGGACAAGAAGAAACGCGUUGCUGAACUCAAGAAGCAGCGCGAAUACAUCAUCAAGAAACUCAACGAUGAUUUCCAGAAGGUCUGGUUCGGCCGCAACACUGCUGGUGAAACCGUCGACCUCGAGGAUAUGACUUAUGCUGAAGUCGUUCGGCGUAUGGUCGAUCUGAUGUACAUCAAGCAUCAGUCGAGGUGGAUCGAGGUCUCCUUGCGAAACCUUACUGUUGACUUCAUUCGACGUGUCGAGGAUCGCUUCACUGCUGCCGCCAACAAGCCAUCUUUGAUUCAGAGCUACGCCGACUUCGAGAAGCCAUAUGAUGUCGUCGAGAAAGUCUUGGCUGCGUACCCUGAGGCCGAGUCUCAGCUCAUCAACGCUCAGGAUGUUCAGCAUUUCCUACUGCUGUGUCAGAGACGUGGUCAGAAGCCGGUACCUUUCGUCCCCUCCCUGGAUGAGAACUUCGAGUUCUGGUUCAAGAAGGAUUCGCUCUGGCAGUCGGAAGAUCUGGAGGCUGUGAUUGACCAGGAUGUUGGCAGAACCUGUAUCUUGCAAGGGCCUAUGGCUGCCAAGUUCUCGACCAAGGUUGAUGAGCCAAUCAAGGAGAUCCUCGACAACAUCCAUAAUGACCACAUCGCGGCUCUUAUCGAAGACGUCUACGGUGGCUCCGAGGCCAACGUGCCUGUCAUGGAGUAUUUCGGCGGCAAGGUCCUGACCCCGGCCGAAAGCGUCACCGAGCUCGAGGGCGUGCAGGUUAUUCCCGAUGGCUCGCGCAUCACCUACAAAUUGCCAAUCAGCGCUCAGGCACCGCUGCCUGACACCGACGCCUGGUUGCAAGAGCUUGCUGGUCGCAACUACUCCUGGCGCCACGCCAUGUUCACGACGGACGUCUAUGUUCAGGGCGCUCGCUACCAGAACAACCCUCUCCGACGCGUGGUGGCGCCUACUCGGGGCAUGCAGGUUGAGAUUGCGCAUCCUAAAGACCCAUCCAAGACUACGAUCACAGUCAAAGAGCAGCAUGCCUCCGGCAAGCUGGUCAAGACCUUGGACAUCAGCCUCGUCGGCAAGAGCGAAAUCUUGAUGAACAUGUGGGAAGACAGAACUGCCGAGGGUGACUCUGUGCCUCUCCCUUUCCGCUUUGUCUACCGGCCUGAGAUUGGCUAUGCACCUAUUCAUGAAGUCAUGGAAGGGCGCAAUGACCGAAUCAAGGAAUUCUACUAUCGCAUCUGGUUCGGGGAGAAGAAUGUUCCUUUCGACACUCCUACCACCAACACUUUCGACGGUGGUAAGGCCACUGUUGUCACCCAGGAUGUUGUCGACUUCGUUCACGCUGUCGGCAACACUGCCGAAGCCUUUGUCGAUCGCCCUGGUAAGGAAGUCUUUGCGCCCAUGGACUUCGCAAUCGUUGUUGGCUGGAAGGCGAUCACUAAGCCCAUCUUCCCGCGCUCGAUUGACGGUGACCUGCUCAAACUCGUCCAUCUUUCCAACGGGUUCCGUAUGCUGCCUGGCGCGGAGCCACUGAAAGUCGGUGAUGAGGUUCACACCUCUGCUCGCAUCAACGCAGUCAUCAACCAGGAAUCUGGCAAGAUGGUCGAGGUCUGCGGAACAAUCACUCGCAAGGGGCAGCCAAUCAUGGAAGUUACUUCUCAGUUCUUGUAUCGCGGGACCUACACCGACUACGAGAACACCUUCCAGCGAAAGGAAGAAACACCCAUGCAGGUCACCUUGGCUUCGUCUAAGGAUGUGGCUGUUCUCCGCUCGAAAGAGUGGUUCCAUAUCGAUGAGCCUGACAUUGACCUUCUUGGUCAGACCUUGACCUUCCGUCUCCAGUCCCUUGUCCGAUUCAAGGAUAAGACUAUCUUCGAUGAGGUCGAGACUAUUGGCCAGGUACUUCUCGAGUUGCCCACAAAGGAGGUCAUUCAGGUUGCAUCAGUCGAGUAUGAUGCAGGUGUCUCUCAUGGCAACCCAGUUGUCGACUAUCUUCAACGACAUGGCUCUUCUAUUGAGCAGCCUGUCAAUUUCGAGAACGCCAUUCCUCUCAGUGGCAAGACUCCGUUGACACUGAAGGCACCUUCGUCGAACGAGACAUAUGCUCGUGUGUCUGGCGACUACAAUCCCAUCCACGUCUCUCGCAUCUUUGCCAGCUAUGCCAACCUUCCUGGCACCAUAACCCACGGCAUGUACUCCAGUGCCGCAGUGCGAAGCUUGGUCGAGACUUGGGCCGCCGAGAACAACAUUGGUCGUGUCCGAAGCUACCACGUUUCACUAGUGGGCAUGGUCCUGCCCAAUGACGAUCUUGAGGUCAAGCUUGAGCACGUCGGUAUGGUAGCUGGCCGCAAGAUCAUCAAGAUCGAGACUAGCAACAAGGAAACGGGCGACAAAGUCUUGCUCGCUGAGGCCGAAGUCGAACAGCCAGUGUCAUCAUAUGUCUUCACUGGCCAAGGUUCCCAGGAGCAGGGUAUGGGUAUGGAGCUAUAUGCCAGCAGCCCUGUUGCUAAGGAGGUCUGGGACCGUGCUGAUCGUCACUUCAUGGACAACUACGGUCUCUCGAUCAUCAACAUCGUCAAGAACAAUCCCAAGGAACUAACGAUCCACUUCGGUGGACCUCGCGGCAAGGCCAUCCGCCAGAACUACAUGGCCAUGACUUUCGAGACUGUCAACGCGGAUGGAUCGAUCAAGUCGGAGAAGAUCUUCAAGGAGAUCAACGACAACACAACAUCCUACACGUACCGAUCACCCACUGGCUUGCUGUCAGCGACUCAAUUCACCCAGCCCGCCUUGACUCUGAUGGAGAAGGCCAGCUUUGAGGACAUGCGAUCCAAGGGCUUGAUUCAGCGCGAUAGCAGUUUCGCUGGUCACUCUCUUGGCGAGUACUCUGCGUUGGCCUCAAUUGCGGAGGUCAUGCCUAUUGAGAGCUUGGUGUCCGUGGUUUUCUACCGUGGCUUGACUAUGCAAGUCGCUGUCGAGCGUGACGAGCAGGGUCGGUCAAACUAUUCGAUGUGCGCUGUUAACCCAAGCCGCAUCUCCAAGACCUUCAACGAGCAGGCUCUGCAAUUUGUCGUCAAGAACAUCGCCGAGAGCACCGGCUGGUUGGUUGAGAUUGUCAACUUCAACGUCGCCAACAUGCAGUACGUGUGUGCUGGUGAUCUCCGAGCACUCGACUGCAUGACGAAUGUUCUAAACGUGCUCAAGAUGCAAAAGAUCGACAUUCAACAGCUCAUGAAUGAGAUGUCGAUUGAGGAUGUCCAGGAACAUCUUGUUGAGAUCAUCAACGAGUGCAGGAAGAAGACCGAGGCCAAGCCUCAGCCAAUUGAGCUUGAGCGUGGUUUCGCAGUCAUUCCUCUGCGAGGCAUUGAUGUGCCCUUCCACUCGACUUUCCUACGAUCUGGCGUCAAACCAUUCCGAAAUUUCCUGCUCAAGAAGAUUCACAAGUCCAGCAUCGAUCCGCAGAAGUUGGUCGGCGCUUACAUUCCCAAUGUGACUGCCAAGCCCUUCGCUAUCACGAAGGAGUACUUCCAGGAGGUGUAUGAGUUGACCAACUCGCCGAGGAUCGCGAAGGUGUUGGAGGAUUGGGACAAGUAUGAGAAUGCUGGCGACUCGAGACGUCUCAGCACGGCUGCCGUUGCGUAA